Molecule: messenger RNA, 1559 nt
Organism: Schizophyllum commune H4-8
Lineage: Eukaryota; Fungi; Basidiomycota; Agaricomycetes; Agaricales; Schizophyllaceae
Product: Prephenate dehydrogenase
Exons: 8
Coding region: 38-1444 (468 amino acids)
Biological process (GO): L-tyrosine biosynthetic process
Molecular function (GO): prephenate dehydrogenase (NAD+) activity; prephenate dehydrogenase (NADP+) activity; NAD+ binding
Source: RefSeq, a predicted model, not a curated record
CUUGUGUCUGUUUUUUGGGGGCGUAAAGCGAGCUAAGAUGGUUCGCGCGGAUGUCACGCCUGAAUCCCCUGCUGAGGAACAGCCAAUCAUGGGUCUCAUCGGCAUGGGAGCCAUGGGAAAGAUGUAUGCCAAGUUUCUGUCCGAAGGCGGUUGGAAGAGAAUUCAUGUUUGCGACUUGCCCGACAAGUAUGAGAGCUUGAAAAGUGACUACGCCGACGUGCCUGCAAUAAACGUCUUUCCUGAUGGUCAUGGCGUCGCUCGCUCAUCCGACUUUAUUAUCUAUUCUGUCGAGGCUGAGUUUAUCGACUCUGUUGUCGCUAAAUUCGGGCCAUCCACGAAGCUAGGUGCUAUCGUAGCUGGGCAGACCUCUGUGAAGGCCCCAGAAAAAGCUGCCUUCGAGAAGCACCUCCCGCCAGACGUCGAAAUCGUCUCGUGCCAUUCCUUACACGGGCCGACCGUCUCGCCUGCGGAUCAACCACUGGUUCUCAUUAAGCAUCGUGCCUCUGACGAGGCGUUGAAGCUCGUCGAGAACAUCCUGCGACCGCUUCGCUCGCGCUACGUCUAUCUCUCCUAUGAAGAACACGACUCGGUUACCGCCAACACACAAGCCGUUACCCACGCCGCCUUCUUGAGCAUGGGUACAGCCUGGCAGUCCUCUCAAUCCUACCCCUGGGAACAAGGCCUUUACGUCGGCGGCAUCGAGACCGCGAAAGUCAACAUUACCCUGCGCAUCUAUUCCAACCUAUGGCACGUCUACGCCGGCCUUGCCAUCCUCAACCCCGCGGCACGCGCCCAGAUCGAGCAGUACGCGCGCUCCGCGUCUGACUUGUUCAAGCUGAUGGUCUCCGGGGGCGCACCGGGCGGCGACGCCGAGCCAUUCCGCGCGCGCGUGCGCUGGGCGCAGCAAGUCGUCUUCGGCGAGCGCCUGCAAGGCGCGGAUAAGCAUCGGCCCAUCCUCCUCUCGCAGGCGCUGCUCGACAAGUUUAGCCUGCGGCCUCCGCCCCCCGCGAGCGAGGCUUCUGGGACCGAGUCAGCGGACUCACCACGCUACAAGCCCAACUCGCACCUCGCGCUCAUAGCGAUGGUGGACUGUUGGGCGCACUGCGGGAUCCAGCCAUUUACGCAUCUGGCGCUGGCUGCGACGCCGAUAUUCCGUCUGUUCCUGGGCGUUGCGGAGCAUCUGUUCCUCAAUGAAUCCCUACUGGAGCAGGCGAUUCACAGUGCGCUGUACGAUACGUGGCAUCGACCCGACGACAUCGAGUUCAUCAUCGCCGCUCGCGGCUGGAGUCAAUGCGUGAGCUUCGGGAGCUUUGAGAUCUAUAGACGGAGAUUCGAAGAAACGCGCGCCUUCUUCGAGGGUAGAUUCGACGAGGCGAACGUCCUCGGCAGUCAGAUGAUUAAGGCGAUCAUGGAGACGGAACUCAAGCGCGAGCAAAAACAGUAAAUGUUCGAAUCAUCUGUAGAAGGGCGCGCAUCGUUUGCCUGCGUCACCCAGUUGAACCUUGUAUAAGGUGUCGUUCAUGUAUCCAAACCAAUCAUAUCUAUCGUGUUGUACUUUA